AUGGGCGUGUGCAUUCGAUCAACUAAAUUCAAUAUUUCAGCAAUAUUUACCAUCAGUUUAUUCUUAUGUAUUCAUAUUCGAUCAAUUACUUCUACUGAUCCAGUCGAACCAAAUUAUAUUCUUGACGAAAUAAUAACUGAUGAGAACAAUCAGACUGGUGCUAUUAAUGAACAUAUUUCACAAUUAAAUAGUGAUGUUUUAUCAGAUUCAAAUUCUGAAACGAAAUUACCUGAGCUUGUAUCAAUAGUAACAAAUGAUGAGUCGACGAUAUCAACAGAAAAUAAAUCAGAUAUUAAUGAUGAAGUUCCUCGACCGGCAGCUUCUUCACAAGUGCUAGACAAUCAAACAACGGAUGAUCAACAACAAGCAACUUCAUCUUCACCUAAAAGUAAUCGAUCAAGUAUUAAUUCAUUUGAAGAAUGGAAACAACAACAACUUCAAGCUGAUUUGUUAAAAAAAGACGAAACUGCUAAUCAUAAUAAUGUACAAUCUGAGACAACUUCAACAGGUGCAUCAAAAGGAACUUCAUCACCGACAAAUAUUCCACAAAUGACAUCUACACCAAGUUCAUCAAAAAAGGGCAAACUUCGUAAAAAUUUUGCUAGUGCAUCAUGUGGUGCAAAAAUUCUUGCACAUAAUGUUGAAGCACAAAAUGUUCCAUCGAUUUUAUCUUCAUCACCUGAUGAAUAUAUGCUUAAUCCAUGUAAUGCAAAAAUUUGGUUUGUUAUUGAACUUUGUGAAUCAAUUCGUAUUCUAAAUAUUGAAAUUGCCAAUUUUGAACUUUUUUCAAGUGUUCCAAAAACAUUCCGAGUUUCGUCGUCAGACAGAUAUCCUACAAAAGAUUGGCAUCGCCAUCAUUUGGGUACAUUUAAUGCAUCAUUUAAUCGUACAAUACAAAGUUUUCAAACAAUGGAAUCUACAAUUUAUGUUAAAUAUAUUAAAUUUGAAUUAUUAGAUUUUCAUGGACACGAACAUUAUUGUCCAUUAAGUGUUGUGCGUGUACAUGGAUCGAAUGUUGAAGACGAAAUAAUGACAAUGGAAGAAAAUACAAAUUUAAUUGAUUCAAAAACUUUAUUAAAUACUCAAGAUGAGAAUGAAGAUGACGAUGAUGAUGAUAAUAAUUUAUCAAAUGAUCAACAAGUUGGUGGUAUUAUUGGUUCAGCUAUACUUGAUUUAGCAAAAAGAGUUUUUCGUCGACCAACUACACGUGGUACACCAUCAACAACAUUAAUACCAAUAACAGAAGCAAAUGUAUUAAAAACUGAUUGCCAUCAAUCAGUUUUAAAUGGUUCAAUAAUUAAUGAGAGUAUUAAUUCAUGGAGUCAAAGUGAUACAUUUAAACAAUGUAUUGCUGCAUUUCUUCGUGGUAUAUGGUCAAAAUUUGAUGCAUGUACAAUGUAUUUAUCACACACUUGUUUUAAAUUAAAUUAUUGUUGUCAAUGUCUAUCAAUGAUAAAUAAUAAUACUAAUAGAAAUAAUCAAAUAACAUCAACAUUAAAUUUAUAUAUCAAUCCAUGUGGAUAUUAUUAUAUUAUAACCAAUCAAUUUGUAUGUAAAAAAGAAAAAUUCAUUGAAUUAAAUGAAACAAUAUCAAUGAAUGCAAAUCUUGAAUCAAAUCCGAAUAUUAUUGAAAAAAAUCUAACUAUUUCUACUAAUGAUACUGUCAUGAUUACUGAUGAAAGUCCAAAUUUAUCUAAUAAUAAAUCUAUAUUAAAAUUUAACAAUACUUUAUCGAACGAAACUCACACUGAUCAAAAACUUGAUCGUUCCAAUGAACAAAAUUUUUCGAGUAAUAUUUCAAACGAAGCAUUUACGGUGCCAGAAUCACAAAUAUCAUCGAAUAUAACAAACCAAAAUUCUUCGCAAUCAUCUACUGUCGAAACAAUUAAUAUUGAUGCUAAUUUAACCGAACAAUCAAUUGAUACUAAUAACAUUGAUGAGGUCUUUACUGUAACACCACCAAUACCUUCAUCAUCGUCUACAAUAAAUAAUAAUAAUAAUGAACCAAUACCACCUAUUAUUUCUAGUCCAUGGCUUAAAGGUAUGCUAGUUAAUACAAAGUCAUUACCAGAAUUAUUUAAAAUAAUUGAAAAACUUAAUUUUAAUUUAACAUUAAGUAAUCGAUAUUUACAAGAACUUAGCCAACAUUAUGUAAAAAAACUUGAUGAAACUCAACAAACAACUGAUCUUCUUCUAAAAUCAUCUCAAGCAGCUGAUGAACAAUUAAAAAAUUUAGAAGAAUAUUUAAAUCGAUUAGAAGAAAAUUUCAAUCAAACGUCAUUUCGUUUAAUAAAACUUGAAGCAUGGAUUCCAUUAAUUAUUUUUAUAAUACUCUGUUUAUCUAUUUGGUGUCUUUGGUCAACAUGUAGUUUAUUUCAAUUACGACGGAAAUUAAAGCAUAUUAUUAAUCAAUAUGAAAAACUCUAUAAUAUUAAACAAAUCGAAAAUAAUGAUGAUGAUGACGAUGAUGAUACUAUGAAUAAUAUUUCACUUAUUUGUAACGGUAUAAAAAAACGAAAGUUAUCAACUGACUCAAAUGAUUCAAAUCCUAAUCGUUCUCAACGUGUACCUGAUUUAACAUUAUCUAAGAUAAAAGAAAAUGGUACUACUAAAAUUGAACAUAAAAUAAAAAGAAAACCAUCAAAUCAAAGUCAACAUUCAUAUUCAUUAAGUAGAAUGAAAACUUAA
This is a messenger RNA of Rotaria sp. Silwood2, 2688 nucleotides long. The record is from the annotation of a GenBank genome assembly. Lineage: Eukaryota; Metazoa; Rotifera; Eurotatoria; Philodinida; Philodinidae.